Messenger RNA from Closterium sp. NIES-65, 2214 nucleotides. Lineage: Eukaryota; Viridiplantae; Streptophyta; Zygnematophyceae; Desmidiales; Closteriaceae. The record is from the annotation of a GenBank genome assembly.
AUGGUGCGGGUGUGGGGCUACAUGGCGCAAUUCCUCGUCCCUGAGCAGCAGCGCGGUGGGAAGCUACAGCCGAAGGCCUGGUGGGGCCUUCACCUCGGCGUGUCGGAGGAGAGCAAAGGCUGGGAGCUCCUCGACAUCACCGCCAACCGGGUGGUCACCACGUCGGAUGUGGUGUUCUAUGAAACUCUGUCGCUGGAGGUGUGGAAGUCGGAACUCGGGCCAGCGUCGGGGCGGACGCGGGCCACCCCAUCGACGGACACCUCGACAGCGACGCUUCCUCUGCUCUCCGAGGUCAGUGAGCAGGUUGAUGAGGAUCCUGCGGUCGCCCCUGCCUCGCCAUUCCCUGCCCCUUCUUCCCGUCCCCUUCCCGUCGAACUGGGUGGCCUGACUUCGCCAGCCGCGCAGAAGCGGGCCGCGGAGGAGACUCCGGACGAGACCGCAGAGGAGAUCGCGGAGGAGACCGCAGAGGAGAUCGCGGAGGAGCCCGCGGCUAGCAGGCAGCUGACAGGGGAACAGGAAGCAGCUAAGCCGACCGCGGAGCAGUUGGCAGGGGAGCUGCUUUUGAACGGGAAGCGCGUUUCAGAGAAGCUGUCAAACGGGAUGCCCGUUUCAGAGAAGCCGUCGACAGGGGAGCCGUCGAACGCGGAGCUCGCUUUAGAGGAGCGGGCGACAAAGGAGCAGUUCGAUGAUGGCACAUCAAGCGACGUGAUGGAGGUGCAGCCCAGACCUCGGAAGUCGGGCCGAAUUCGGAGGCCACCCGACUUCUUCGUCUCCGUUGCCUUCACCACGGUGUAUGAUGUGGACGACGAUGACCUGGCGUACGAUGACGCCGAGGACGAUGAGGAGUUUUCGGAGCUCGACCCCGACAUGCACGCCGAUCCCGAGCACCGUUGGGACAUUGCGACGAUGACGGCGCUGGCGAGUUGGAAGGGUCCGGCGGUGAAGGCCGCCAUGGAGGAGGAGAUUCGCAGCCUCAUCAACAUGGGCACUUGGGAGCUGGUCGAACGCCCGCUGGGGGUGUAUGGCGCUGACUACGACGAGAGGUACGCGCCGGUGAGCAGCUACGUCACGUUGAGGAUUUUCCUCAGCAUCGUUGCCGUCCUCGACUUCAACCUGAUGCAGCUGGACAUGAAGAACGCCUUUUUGCAGAGCAAGCUCGACCGCGUGCUAUACAUGUACCAGGCGGACUACUUCAACGACGGGACCAGCCGAAUGUGCAAGCUGCUGAAGAGCCUCUACAGGCUGAAGCAAUCGCCGCUGCUGUGGUACAAGGCGCUUAAUGACGUAUUGGUGUUGGUCUACGUCGACGACCUCCUCGCCGCGAGCAGCAGCACCGCGAUGCUGAAGGAGCUGAAGGAGCUGCUGGAAGUUGCCUUCGAGCUACGCGAGAUUUCGCCGGUGCAACAGUACCUCGGCCUAGAGAUCGUGCGCGACAGGCCAGCGCGGAAGCUGUGGCUGCACCAGCAGGGCUACGCCGACAAGCUGCGCAGGCGCUUCAUUGACGAGGAGCAGACCGGGCGCACUCUGAAAACGCCGUUCGCGGCGACGACGACGAGGCCGGACAUUGAAUUUGCGUGCAGCAAGCUGGGGAGCGGCCUCACGGCGAGGAGCGACCAGCACUGGCGCGAGGUCGACCGCUGCCUCGCUUACCUCGACGACACGCGCGACACCGCCCUGGAGUUUGGUGGUGGUCCGGAGUCACUGGAGUUGGUCGGCUACGUGGACGCCGACAACGCCGGCGACAAGCAGAACCGGAUGAGCACGGGCGGCUACGUGUUCGUCUACGGAGGGGCCGCGGUCUCCUGGUCGAGUCAGCGCAUCAAGUGCGCGAUGCUGUCGUUGACCGAGUCGGAGUACGUGGCGGCCGUCAAAGCCGGCAAGGAGGGACGCCGCCUUCGCUUCCUCCUUGCAGAGUUCUGGCAACUGGAUGCAGGGAAGCCGACAGUCCUCCGGAUGGACAACAAGUCGGCCAUCACAGUCGCCGAGGGCAUGGGGUUGACGGGCAACCUCAAGCACAUGCAGCGGCGACAGGCCUGGCUGCAGCACAUGGUGAAGUGCGGGAAGUUCUCGCUGCAGUACAUCCCGACCACUAAGCAGCCAGCUGACAGCCUGACGAAGGCGCUGCACUAUCCAGCCUUCAACCGGUGCUCCGUCGCAAUCGGCCAUGUGCGGCUGGCCGACGUGGGCGACGGCGACAACGACGUGCAGCAGUAG